This is a messenger RNA of Alternaria arborescens, 873 nucleotides long. RefSeq lists its product as hypothetical. NCBI's taxonomy places the organism in Eukaryota, Fungi, Ascomycota, Dothideomycetes, Pleosporales, Pleosporaceae. The transcript has a single exon. The record is from RefSeq and is a predicted model, not a curated record. Bases 1 to 873 code for a protein of 290 amino acids.
AUGUCGACCUCCAGGCACGAAACCAAUCGCCGUCCAGUCGGUCACGAUGUCGAAAUGCGUAUCGAGCGUUUCAAGAACUAUACGAUCAUAGCUCUUAUCAACUUCACGACUUUUAUCGCCUUUGCCGGACCAUUCUGGAUGUUCAUUACAGUUGUUCCGUCUACUAUGGUUUUACCGUCUACUCUGCCGUUCACUCUGCCGUUCGCUCUGCCAUUUACUCUCUCGUCUUUUAUGUCCUUCGCUUUACGUUGGACAUGUAUUAUCACUCUAUACUACGAGUUCAUCACGAAAAAUCAGCUGUUCUUCAAGAUUAUGGCGAUGACAGGGAGGCACUACAUGCUAGAGCUUGGGAACAACAAGCGUUCACAGAACCAAGACCUGGGAGCACGCACCACUGGCCUCGAAGAUUGGAUCCUGGCGAAUUUCUGCGUCAUCGCUAGUCUAUCAACCAUCGGGUUUGUGGUACGGUACUGGUAUCAAGUCAUUGUGCUUACUCUCCAGUCGUUCCUCUACUGGACGUGCACAAUAAGUGGUCUCUGUUUGCUUUUCUGGUUGCUGAAGCGAGUUUUAAGCUACUACCGAAAAGUCAAAGGACUUAGACACGAAGACGCAUGGGGUGUCCUGAUUAGUGUCAAUCUUCUACGAUUCUAUAAUCGAUUCGAGGGAUGUCGCGCUGAUGGGGUCCCUGGACUACUUCUUGAUGCUGGUCGCGUUCCGUUUGAGAUACUCAAGUUCCUAGUUGAUUCAAUCGGCUUUCAACUUGGUAGUGGGCCUUUGUUUGGUAAGUCUGUAGCGCAAUUAAUUUCAAGCAGUAUCCUGACUCUCGGCAGACCGCUUACCAGAUGGUUGGAAGGCCGCAAGAAGAUCUUGUAG